AUGGUCAAGGAUGUCGACAAGACCAUCGACAAGGAUUUUGACAUGGAGGAGAGAAGAUACAAGGUGCUCAAGACGGCAGGCCAAAACUUACAGAAGGCUUCCAAGGGUUACUUGGACUCGCUCAGAGCCGUCACCGCAUCGCAGGUCACGAUUGCCGAAAUCGUGCUGAACUUGUAUGAGGAGGCCCGUCAGGGUGGAUCCGUGUACUCCAACGUGGGUCAGUACUACAUGCAAUGUGUGAGGGAGCUAGACGAGGAGACGGUGAAGCAGGUGGACGGACCGUUCCGAGAAACCAUUUUGGACCCCGUGACCAAGUUUGCCAGUUACUUCAACGAGAUUGACGAAGCCAUCAAGAAGAGAGCGCACAAGAAGACGGACUACGACCAGUGCAAAGCCAAGGUGAGGCGUUUGAUCGACAAGCCAGCAAAGGAUGCUGCCAAGUUGCCCGAUAUCUACGAGGACUUGAACGAGCAGUUGAAGAGCGAAUUGCCUCAGCUCAUUGCGUUGAGAGUGCCAUUCUACGACCCUUCGUUUGAGAGUUUGGUCAAGAUUCAAUUGCGUUUCUGUACCGAGGGCUACUCGCGGUUGGCCCAGUUGCAGCAGUACUUGGACCAGGCGUCCAGAGACGACUACGCCAACGGUGUGUUGGACGGCAAGAUCGACGACAUGUUGCUACAGAUGAACUCCUUGAGUAUUACCAGCUUGGGGCAGAAGUAG
Messenger RNA from Candidozyma duobushaemuli, 717 nucleotides. RefSeq names its product amphiphysin-like protein (gene RVS161). Gene Ontology annotation, cellular component: actin cortical patch; mating projection tip; Rvs161p-Rvs167p complex. Lineage: Eukaryota; Fungi; Ascomycota; Pichiomycetes; Serinales; Metschnikowiaceae. Gene Ontology annotation, molecular function: protein binding; lipid binding. The transcript is spliced from 2 exons. Gene Ontology annotation, biological process: actin cortical patch localization; endocytosis; plasma membrane tubulation. The coding region runs from base 1 to 717 and encodes 238 amino acids. The record is from RefSeq and is a predicted model, not a curated record.